This is a messenger RNA of Chanos chanos (milkfish), 1815 nucleotides long. RefSeq names its product cholinesterase-like. The transcript has 3 exons. Gene Ontology annotation, molecular function: acetylcholinesterase activity. Gene Ontology annotation, cellular component: plasma membrane. Gene Ontology annotation, biological process: acetylcholine catabolic process; choline metabolic process. The record is from RefSeq and is a predicted model, not a curated record. The coding region runs from base 1 to 1815 and encodes 604 amino acids. NCBI's taxonomy places the organism in Eukaryota, Metazoa, Chordata, Actinopteri, Gonorynchiformes, Chanidae.
AUGGUGUGGGCUCAUGUCUGUGUGGUUCUGACGCUCCUGGCUCUCCUCCUUCAUCUCGAGUCAACAGCAGGGCAAGAUGAGCUGGUCAUCUCCACAACCAGUGGCAGAGUUAGGGGAAUGUGGGCUCCGGUACCGGGUGGUUCUGGGCCUGUGGCCACUUUCUUGGGAAUUCCGUAUGCCAAACCUCCUGUAGGCGGGCUUCGCUUUAGACCACCCGAACCUCCAGCUCCUUGGAAGGGCGUGAGAGAAGCCACCCAGUUCUCCAGCUCCUGCUAUCAGCAAAUAGACGCACUGUUCCCAGGGUUCACGGGGGCGGAGAUGUGGAACCCUAACACCAGGAUGAAUGAGGACUGCCUGUAUCUGAAUGUGUGGACACCCUCCCCCGGCCUUCAGGAACCAACUAUGCCCUUAUCGCCCGUCAUGGUUUGGAUCUACGGGGGUGGGUUUUCCACAGGCACCGCCUCCCUGGACGUAUACGAUGGACGCUUCCUUAGCCAGCUGGAGCAUGUGGUGGUGGUGUCUAUGAACUACCGACUGGGCGCACUGGGGUUCCUUUCACUCCCUGAGAGUGAAGGCAUCAGGGGAAAUGCUGGGCUGUUGGACCAAAGACUGGCAUUGCGCUGGGUGGCUGAGAACGUGGCCUCGUUUGGAGGAGACCCAUCUUCUGUCACACUGUUUGGGGAGAGUGCUGGUGCUGCCUCUGCAGGGUUCCACCUCCUGUCACCUGGCAGCCAAGGCCUGUUUAACCGGGCUAUCCUCCAGAGUGGUACACCCAAUGCUGUGUGGCCGGCUGUCGAACCAGUGCAAAUCUGGAACCGCUCGCUCACUCUCGCUCGCCUUCUGGACUGUCCCCUCGGUCCUUCUGCUGAUGAGGUGGAGACUUGUUUACAGGGAGUGAAGCCAGAGGAGAUCAUCAAACACCAGUCGAGUGUUGUCCCCGCUCUAAUGCCUAUGGGCCAUCCCUUUACUGCCACUGUAGAUGGUGAUUUCCUCUUGGAAAUGCCCGAGCUCUUAAUACAGUCCGGGCGCUUCCUGAAGACGGACAUCCUUUUGGGUGUCAACAGAGAUGAGGGCACUUACUUCCUGGUCUAUGGCUCUCCUGGUUUCUCUAUUCACCACCAGAGUCUGAUAGACCGGGAACAGUUUAUGGAGGGUCUUACCUGGAACCUUCCUGGGUUCAGCCAGAUGGCACUGGAAGCUGUCGCCUUUCAGUACACCGACUGGACAGAUGAACGGAAUGGCCAGAAAAACCGAGACGCGCUUGGCUGGCUGGUGGGAGACCAUUACAUCUCAUGCCCGUUGCUGGACUUCGCCCGCCUGUAUACACAGUUUGGUGGAAGAGCGAGGGUGUACCACUUCGAGCACCGUGCCUCAGUCAGCCCCUGGCCGGAGUGGAUAGGUGUGAUGCAUGGAGAUGAGAUCGGUUUUGUGUUUGGGAGGCCGCUGAAUAGCACCCUGGGAUACCUGAAGGAGGAAGUGGCCAUGAGCAGGCGGAUCAUGCGACGCUGGGCCAACUUUGCUAGAAAGGGGAACCCCAGCCUGGAGGAUUCUGAUUGGCCGCUUUUCACUUUGGAGCAGCAGGAGUACAUUACCCUGAACACCAGUACACCCAAGACACUCCGGAUGUUAAGGGCUCAACAGUGCAAGUUCUGGGGCAGCUUCCUUCCCAAACUACAGGAGGUUACAGUGAGUUUUGAUGAAGUAGAGUCUCAUUGGAGGGCUCAGUUCCAUCGCUGGCUCUCUUACAUGCUGGACUGGAAAAAUCAAUUUAAUGACUACAGCUCUGUCAAAAAACAACACUGCCAGAGCCCCUGA